Molecule: messenger RNA, 6793 nt
Organism: Aethina tumida (small hive beetle)
Lineage: Eukaryota; Metazoa; Arthropoda; Insecta; Coleoptera; Nitidulidae
Product: CD109 antigen
Exons: 15
Coding region: 312-5648 (1778 amino acids)
Cellular component (GO): extracellular region
Molecular function (GO): endopeptidase inhibitor activity; protein binding
Source: RefSeq, a predicted model, not a curated record
GAACGCAGCGCUGCAUACGCGGAGGGAUAUUGUCGUUUUCGUUGCCGCUAAACGCAAAACUACUAACCUGUUAUUCACGCGUACGCACGUUAUGAUCGCCGUCGAAAUCCGCGAAUCGUUGAACAGUGUCUAUUAGAUUAGAUAAGGGACUGUGAUGUGUAUGGUGCUGGGAAGUUUAUAGAUAAAUUGCGGGACGAUUGAAAUCGCCGGAGAGGCCAGCGUCAACAACAACAAAUUCUCAGAUUGUUCAUGUGCUUCUCCGAGGAGAACAACCAAUUUAUGCACUAAAUUAUAGCUGAAAUUAUUUGGGUAUGCGGUUCAAAGCCAUAGGAUGGGGAUCAAUUCUACUGAUCACAAGCUGCCUGUGUUCGGCACAGGACCUAAACAAUCCUUACACCGACACAUACAAUCGCUACGACGUGAACAAUCCUAGCACCACACCCAAUCCCAUCAAUCCGGACAAUCCGUACGAUCCCACGCAAGAUGUGAACCGACCACAAAAUCCCAUCGAAAACCCUUACGCCCCAGUUAACGAAAACCACAAUCCCUAUGGACAAAACGAUGUCAAUGGAGGCAAUCCCUACUCGCAAAACCCAUACGGACAGGAUCCGCAAUAUGGCAAGGGAGAUCAGUAUGGUCAGGAUGGCUUUGACCAAUACGGCGGUAGAAGUCCAAACGUUCCCUGGAGAAAUUCACCAUAUACCCCCGGAGGUAGACAUACUUCCGUGAUACGAGAACCGACGUAUUUCAUCGUGGCAUCAAAAAUGGUGCGUCCCGGCCAAUUAUACAGAGUGUCAGCUACAGUACUCAAAGAAAAGCAGCCGUUGAUCGUGCGUGCCUCGAUUCAAAGAAACGGUGUAGAAGUGACUGCUGAUCACAAAGAAGUAAAGGAGGGCAUACCGGAAACUCUAUUGAUGAGGAUACCUACGACUAGCGCAACCGGAGAAUACAAACUGAGAAUUGAAGGAUUGUAUGAGAAUAUUCUUGGAGGAAGUGCGUUCGCAAAUGAGACCAAACUAAUAUUCUCUCAAAGGUCCAUGACGAUUUUCGUUCAGUCUGAUAAACCAGUGUACAAACAAGGGGAGACGGUCAGAUUCAGAACCAUUCCUAUUAACACUGAGCUGAAGGCAUUCAACGAUGCUGUGGAUGUAUUUAUGUUGGAUCCUAACGGUUACAUUAUGAAAAGAUGGUUAUCAAGACAAUCUAAUCUCGGUACAGUAAGUUUGGACUACCAACUGUCUGACCAACCAGUCUUUGGUCAGUGGAAGAUUAGAGUUAUAGCUCAAGGUCAGAUUGAGGAGUCUACUUUCCUUGUAGAAGAGUACUACCAAACCCGUUUCGAAGUCAACGUGACGAUGCCCGCAUUCUUCCUUUCUACAGACGAAUAUAUUCACGGUGUCGUCAUGGCAAACUACACCAGUGGCGGCCCCGUUAAUGGAAACUUAACUUUGAAAGCCACCGUACGACCCAUCAGACCGAUUGAUCUCAACAGAAUGAUCAAUAAAACACGGGUGCGACCGGAAGAUCAGUACAGCUACGACAGAAACAUUUACGGUCCAACGAAUUAUAAUCAAAAUUACGAUCAAAAUUUCAACAGAGAUCAAAAUUACGGAAAUCAAAACUAUGAUCGCAAUCCUCAAUAUUACGGAAGACACACGAACCAGUUCGGAUAUAAUAACGGCUACGACGAUUAUAACCGACCCUUACUCGAGAAAUACUUAAACUUCAACGAAGAGUAUCCAUUCUGGAUGAAGAUUGCCGAUGAGAACUAUUACGAAGCGAUACCCAGUCUAAAACUCUUCGACGGGGUGUACGCCUUCAGAUAUCCAAUUAAAGAGCUCAUCAACCAUUUACCAACGUUGGAUGGUAUGGAAAUUGUGAUCACCGCAACAGUCGGCGACAGAUUUUUGGAUGAGAUUAUUGAAGGCUUCUCGACCGCUCGCAUAUCAAACUCAUCUAUAAAGCUGAAAUUUUUGGGAGAUUCGCCGCAAGUUUUUAAACCUGGAAUGCCUGUGACUGCAUAUAUUGUUGCAUCUUUCCAUGACGGUUCACCGUUGACCACCGAAAUACUCCGGAGGGGUAGAUUAGAAGUUUCCACGAACAUUGACCUGCGCACUGGUGGCAGGAGGGACAUCCCCAUCAGGCAAAUAUAUCAAAUGGAGGAGAACAACGGAAUUUGGGAAUACAAGAUUGAUUUGAAACGUGAAUUGGGCGUGACGGGUCCGAAAGCUUACGAAGAAUUAAGUCAGCUUAGUUCACUACGUGUCACUGCUACGUUUAGAGACGAGUUCGGUGGUGACCAAGCAACCACAGAACUGCUCAUGCUUGCGCACUACAGUGUGAACGACCAGCACAUUAAAGUCAUAACAAGUACCAUUACGCCAAGGGUUGGUGAAUACAUGAUCUUCCAUAUAAGAAGUAAUUACUUCAUAGAGAAAUUCAAUUACUUAAUUAUUGCUAAGGGAAUUGUGCUAUUGACCGGGGAUCAAGAUAUGAACGAUUUUGUAAGCACCAUGUCGAUCGCCUUGAGUGCCGAAAUGGCCCCAGUUGCUACUAUGGUUGUUUGGCACAUCGGAAAAUACGGAGAAUUGACCGUGGACAGUUUAACGUUCCCUGUUAACGGCAUUAGUAGAAAUAAGUUCAAGGUGUUUAUAAACAAUAAGAAAGCCCGUACGGGUCACAAAGUGGAAGUAGCAAUUUACGGAGAGCCGGGUUCUUACGUAGGUCUUUCUGGUAUCGAUCGAGCUUUCUACACGAUGCAAGCGGGUAAUGAACUCACAUAUGCCAAGGUGAUAACAAAAAUGGCCACAUUCGACGAGAAUACUAAUGGCACCCAUCGCCACACUUGGAUGUCCCAUGAAGGAAACCCAGACGAGCUAGUUUACUUCCCGUCGAGCACCUACGGCAUCGACGCUAAUCGUACAUUUGAAUACGCCGGCCUGGUGGUCUUCAGCGAUUUCGCUCUGCCUCGACGACCGGGCUUCUGUAACGCCACUUUAGGCUGGGGAGAAUGUCUUAACGGAAGGUGCUAUCGAUUGAGCAAGAGAUGCGACUUCGUUCGGGAUUGCGAAGAUGGCACCGAUGAAUCUGGUUGCAGUUACGACAACGGUACAGAACUAACGAACUUCCGAAAGUUCCGUUUCAACAGAAUUCAAAGGCAGUACGAGAACGUUUGGCUCUGGAGAGACGUGAACAUCGGUCCCCAUGGCCGAUACAUAUUCAAUAUUCCAGUGCCUGCUAGGCCCGUACACUGGAUGAUCUCUGCGUUCUCCAUGAGUCCUUCCCUAGGAUUUGGCAUGAUCAACAAAGCUAUAGAGUACAUCGGCGUCCUUCCAUUCUUCAUCAAUGUGGAAAUGCCGAACAUUUGCAUGCAAGGCGAACAAGUGGGUAUUCGAGUCACAGUUUUUAACUACAUGACUGACAACAUUGAAGCUACUGUAGUUCUGAAUGGAUCUCCUGAUUACAAGUUCGUACAUGUUGAAGAAAAUGGUAUUGUACGUGCUUACAAUCCUCGAACAUCAUUUGGAGAGCACCAAUUCUUCGUCUAUAUAAAGGCUCAAGAUACGACUAUUGUAUACAUUCCAAUUGUACCAACUAGAUUAGGAGACAUUGAAGUAACAUUGCAUGCUUCUACAUUGAUUGGAAAGGAUCAAGUAACUAGGAAAUUGCACGUGGAAUCUGAUGGUUUGCCACAAUACAGACACCAGUCUAUGCUUUUGGACUUGAGUAACCGUGCAUACGCCUUCCAGUACAUGCACGUCAACGUAACUGAAACUCCAAUUAUUUCAUACGAGUACGAUCGUUACUAUGUGUAUGGAUCAAACAAGGCACGAAUUUCAAUUGUGGGCGACGUCGUGGGACCCAUUUUUCCCACGAUGCCCGUAAAUGCAACAUCACUCCUUUAUUUACCAAUGGAUUCUGCCGAACAAAAUAUGUUCUCAUUUGCAGCCAUCAUGUACACUACGUUGUAUAUGAGGUACACCCAACAAAGGAACAGAACAUUACAUAAGGAGGCGUUUUAUAACAUGAACUUGUACUACCAGAGACAGUUGUCAUUCAUGCAGCCAGACGGAUCUUUCAGUACCUUUAGAAGCGAUUGGCGACAAUCGUCCUCUUCAGUUUGGUUGACUGCCUAUUGUGCUAGAAUUUUCCAAGAAGCCAGUUUUUAUGAAUGGGAAAAUUACAUUUAUAUUGAUCCUGUUGUUAUUGAAAAAGCUGUCAAUUGGGUGUUGCAGCAUCAAACUAAUGAAGGGUCUUUCUACGAACCUGGUUGGUUACCAGAUAGAAAGUACAACUCCUCAAUGAACAUAGAACAUGACACUAUCAGACACAGGAACAUUACGUUAACAGCACACGUUCUCAUUACUUUGGAGUCUGUGAAAGAUUUAACAAGUGGUCUGAGUUCACGUGUGGCCAUCGCCUCGAUACGCGCAAUUCAGUGGCUCGAACGAAAUAUGGAACUAAUCAAGAAUAAAGGUAAACCCUUCGACAUCGCCAUUGUUGCCUACGCACUGAUGAAAACCAAAGCUGCCAUUGCUGAAGCUGCCUUCCUGGAAUUGUCUCGUAACGCUAGACUAGAAGGUGGCCUUAUGUACUGGGGUAGACAACAAGUACCUCAGCCACCGUAUAAGAUCGAAAAUCAAAAACCUUUCCUGUUACCCAGACUUCCAUACGAAUAUGACUCCGAAAACAUCGAAGCCACUGCCUACGGCUUGAUGGUAUAUGUUGCCCGCCAGGAAAUUUACGUGGAUAACAUUGUUAGAUGGUUGAACACCCAACGUUUAACGGACGGUGGAUGGGCCUCUACUUCAGACACCGCCAACGCAAUGAAAGCCCUCAUUGAAUACACUUCAGCUCAACGUAUUCGUGAUAUAUCGAGUUUGUCUGUGACCAUCGAAGCCACCUCUUUGCCUGGAAAAACACAAACAAUGUAUGUAAACGACAAAAACAGAGCGAGAUUGCAGUACAUCGAUAUUCCUAAUGCAUGGGGUACAGUGAAAGUGCAGGCCAAGGGCACAGGUUAUGCCAUUUUGCAAAUGUCGGUGCAAUACAAUGUGGAUAUAGAGAAAUUCCAGACCAAGCCUCCGGUACCAUCAUUCGAUUUGAGGACUAAACAAUACUUCUACGGAAGAAAUCAGUCUCAUAUCACUUAUGUUAGUUGUCAAAGAUGGACACAUAUUAAUGAGUCGGAAAGGUCUGGGCUGACUGUACUAGAUGUAACUAUUCCCACUGGUUAUAUUAUCCAACAACAAGAUUUGGAUGAGUACAUUUUGUCAAGAUCAGUGAGGAAUUUACAAAGAGCUAAAUAUUCUGAAAGAAAAGUUUUAUUCUAUUUUGAUUAUUUGGAUAAUGAAGAUACCUGUGUAAAUUUCACUGUGGAAAGAUGGUACCCUGUCGCCAAUAUGUCUAGAUACUUGCCUAUUAGAGUAUACGAUUAUUAUGCCCCAGAACGAUUCAACGAAACAAUAUUCGAUGCCUUAUCAUCCUACGUCCUAGAUAUAUGUCAAGUGUGCGGUAGCAGCCAGUGCCCGUACUGCUGGAUCUACAACACCGGUGCAAACCUUCCCGUCCCCAUGCUAACCAUCCUGUUUACAGGCGUAUUGAUACUGAUGCGAAAUAUGCGUCUGGAUAACGGCGUAAUAAUUUAAUGCCGCAAAGUCUCAUUAAAAUUAAAUUGAACAAUUUAGUAAAGCGAAAAUAAAAAACGGUUUUUGUAUUGAAUAAGCGAUUCCAAAGAAUGUGAAUAUAUUGUAUACUGGUAUGUUGAGUACAAACUGAAAGCAGUGCCUAAAAAUAAAUUUAAGCGUUGGAACUUUGUUCAAUACGAAUUCUAAUUUAAAUCGAGCAAGCACUAGUUUUUUCAUCAGAAUCACACUUUAUAAUCUCAGUGCUUUGUUACUUAUACUUGUGUUCAUUAUUUUAAGGGUCAGACAUAGUCAAAAGUAUUUUUUUAGAUGGGUUUUUGCAAAAACAGGCACUACGAUCAUGAAAGCUAUAUUUGUUAUAACGUUGGGUAGAUGCAAUUUUAAUCACGAUCAACACAUUGCACACGAGUCAUAUUUAUUUUCCUACCGAUUGUGCCUCUUUUACAGCGUAUUGCAUUUAAACCGACGAAUACGUUAUUUGAUAUUGAUUUUUUUACGAUUCACUCCGUAUUGAAAUUGGUCUACCCAAGUUUAUUAAAAAUUUAUCAUUGUAGAUAUUUACAUAUAUAUAUUUUUGUAUAAGAACAAAAUCAUAUCUUGCAUCUCACGGUUUGGGAAAUUUGCUUUUUGACAAUGGGUUGUUUAGAUGUUGCAGCUUUUUGACCAAGUAUUAAUGCAAAUUUCCCCAACUUAGUUAAAUACUCAAAAUAGAAGAGGAUAGAUGAUAAUUUGUUAAAUAACUAAAUUAUAUAUGAAAAUUUUGAGCAUUUUUGGAUGCUCGUUAGUCUCAAAAGAAACCGUCCAAGUGCACUGACAUAGUUGGUGUUUAGAUUGUAGAAAAAUGUCUAAUAUAUUCUUAAUAGGAUAGUUUUCAUUUUUGUAAUUUCGUUGUAUGAGUUGUUUUUUCUUUUGUACUUUUAUAUCUUGUAUGUAUAUUGUUUAUACAAUUUUGCAAUAAAGAGUGAUUGGAAACGAUUACUAAAAUAAAAAGUUGUCGUUUCCAAAAAUAUGUUUUGGCAUAAAACAACCGUUGUAAAUAUUUAACAUUUUUGUUUAAUAGCAUUUAAACUUAAGGCUAUUUUAUUUAAGUAGACUUAAAAAAUAUUUGUACACAUGUUGACUUUAAUAAAAAAAAUAUUUCUUUUCUA